GAUUCCUACCAGGAAGAGAUCGCGCAGUCCUCGGCUCGACCUACUCUUCACCUGAACAGCAAGGCUCAAUGGAACGACAAACAAUUCGGUCGGAUUGAUAAUUAUGUUGGAACAAAAGCUUUUUUUAUUAACUUUAUCAGUUUGUUUUUUCAAUGGGCCCGCAACAGCAGCUACGUUUGCUGAACAGACAGCGAGGCUAUCUAGCUACAGCGUUGUCAUUCCUCAGAUCGUGGAAAGAAGGGAGAGGCGGCAGGCUGACCACUUUCAGGACUCCAGACAGGACUUUCACGAGGACAGACUGUCAUAUUCUGUUACGAUUGAAGAUAAGAACUAUUUUCUCCACCUGAACAAGAACAAAGACUUUCUAGCUAAAGAUUUUGUGCAGUACUCAUAUGACAAAAAUGGCAAAUUGUUGACUUCUUACCCAAAAACAGAGGAUCACUGUUACUACCACGGCCAUGUGGAGAAAGUUGAAGACUCGCUGGUUAUGCUCAGUACAUGCUCUGGUCUCAGGGGACUCAUUUUCAUUGGUGAGAAGAGCUAUGGCAUUGAUCCUGUGGUGGAGUCGUCCACGAACGAGCACCUUCUGUACCAGCUGGAGCACGCUCAAAACGAGCCCUUUGUGUGCGGAGUCUCAAAUGAUAUUUGGCAGGAAGAGAACACAGAGUCCCACCGGCACAGUGUGGACUCCAUGAGAAGGCUCUUCAGGCAAAAGCGUGAUGCUCUGCCCCAGACUCAUUAUGUGGAGUUGGUUUUGGUUGUCGACAACCUGAGGUACCUUAUAAAGAAGUCCAAUGAGACAGCUGUGAAAGAAGAAGCGGUGGAGGUGGCCAAUCUUUUAAAUGGGUACUACAAAAUGAUCAAUAUCCAGGUGAUUCUGACGGGGCUGGAGAUCUGGAAGGACAGCAACCCCAUCGAUGUGAACGGCUCAGCAGGGCAGGUUGUGAGCCGCUUCGUCUCGUGGAGAGAGACCGUUCUCCUGCCGAGGAAGAGGCAUGACGUUGGGCACCUGAUCAUUGGACGGGGUGCAUACGAUGGAGUCCUGGGGAUGGCCUUUGUUGGCUCAGUUUGUUCAAACAAAACUGGUGGUGGAAUCAGUACGUUUGAUGGCAACAAUCUGCAGUACUUCUCGACUAUUGUUGCUCAUGAACUCGGACACAACUUGGGGAUGAACCAUGAUGACACCAGAUGUUCCUGCAUAACAGCUUGUAUCAUGUAUGCCGAGGCAAUGGGGGGGGGCACUUUUAGCAGCUGCAGUGAAAAUGACUUUGAGAAUCUGAUUUUUGAAGGAGGUGGGCGCUGUCUCAUGAACCCCCCCACCCCUGAUAAAAUCUUCACCCUUCCUGCCUGUGGAAACAAUGUGGUGGACAAAGGAGAGCAGUGCGACUGCGGACCCCCGGGGAAAUGCAACAACAAAUGCUGCAAUCCGGCUACAUGCAUGUUCUCAUCUGGAUCCUCCUGCGCAGACGGAAGCUGCUGUGACAACUGCAAUAUCAAAGUGGCAGGAACACCAUGCAGAGUCAGCAGCGAUUAUUGUGACCUCCCCGAGUACUGCACUGGGGACUCAGGCUUCUGUCCAGGCGACUUCUUCAUCAUGAACGGGUACCCCUGUGCCAACAACACUGCCUACUGCUUUGAAGGCCUGUGCCAGAGCUUUGACUCUCAGUGUCGCAGGCUCUUUAGUAAAACGGCAAGCAAGGCUCCUGAUGCAUGUUUCAUCACCGCCAAUAUGAGGGGGGACAGGUUUGGGAACUGUGGACCCUCAGAUACCAGCUACAUCAAGUGUACAAGAGAAAACGUUAUGUGCGGGAAAUUGCAGUGUAUCGGAGUCGACACGAACAACCUCCCUUUUGGAGCGACAGUGACGCUGACGGAAACCGGAGGCGUUACGUGUGUGAACGCUGACUUCGACUUGGGGUCAGACGUCACAGACGCUGGCUAUGUGAAACGGGGGAGUGGCUGUGAUAAAGGGAAGGCCUGCAUAAACUUUCAGUGCACAAAUGCCACAGGCCUUGGAUUUAACUGUGACAUACAGACCAAGUGCAAUGGGAAUGGCAUCUGCAACAACAACGGCAAUUGCCACUGUGACGCAGGCUGGGCCCCCCCGAGCUGCAGCAGCAAGGGCUACGGAGGGAGUAUUGACAGCGGCCCCCCACACAUAGAUACUUCUCUACGAGACGGGCUACUCGUCUUCUUCCUUCUGGUGGUCCCUGUGGUCGCUGUGAUCAUCUUCAUUGUUGUCAAGCGGGAAAUGGUAUUCAGGAGAUGUCGGAAAUCGAAGAGCGCCCAGUACAGGGAGCGCACUGAAGCUGCAAAUAGAGGACAAAGGAAUGGACCUGGGCAAAAUAAUACCCGAAACAAUCCGCCUGUCCCCAUCAUUGAAACGGUCGUCAUUGGUCCUCCACAAAGUGCUCAAUAUUAUAAUCAGGAUAUCGGAAGAGUCCAUCGCUCCCCGCCACCUCCACCAAAUAAGCCUGUGAGACCACCAAGACCUUCCCCCACCAAACUCUCUACAAUCCAUGCUUAAACUAGUUUAAGCAUGCUCAAGGUUUCAAUUCUGAGCUGUGCUUGGGACAGUAGCACCUGUUAUAUCACAAAUGACAAGCAGAAUGACUGCAGUGGAGAGAUCAGAAGAGUGCAGUGAAGCUGCAGUUUAACUGCAUUCUGACUGCAUUUCAGUUGCACUUUAUUACCAAUUUGCUGUUACUAUUCGUAGUUUCAAGUGCAGUUAAAUUGAGUAACUACACUUUUACAGCAUGUGAUUUGUUUUUUUUAGAUGCCCUCAGAAUCUCAGAUGUAUUUUACUUCUGUUUUAUUAAUGCUACAUGCCAUGCUUCUGAUACUGCUGGGGUUCAUAAGAGCUGGAAUUAUUUUUGCAUUAUCCAUUUUUCUAUAGAAUUAUUUUACAGGAUAUAUAAUCUCUAAAAUAAUAAUACAUUAAAAAAUUGGCAUUGUAUAGGGAAGUUUUACAUUUUACUGACCUCAACUAUUUUGAAGCCUGGCACAACUAAAUAAGUUAUAGAUGUUUGUAUUGUCAUUGCAUGCUACAAAUGGGUAAAUAAUAUUUCCUAGAACAAUAGUUUUCUUGUUUAAGUGGUAGAAUUGUCAGACUCAUGGAAGACAAAUGCUUCAUAAAUAAAUAAUGUUACAUAUUUUAAUGUAUAUAUGAAUCAUGAAUUUAACUAAUCAUGUUACUUAUUACUAAGAGAAUAAUUAUUUGACCAAUUAAAAUGCAAAAUAUCAUUAAAGUGCAAUAUCGUAGUUAAUAAUUCACAUUGAUUUUAGGCAAAGGAUAAGUGAUUUCUUAUUGGUACAUAAAUUGUGUUCUUUUUUUGUUUUAUUUCUUGGUCUACUCUAAAUAAA
Molecule: messenger RNA, 3363 nt
Organism: Polyodon spathula (Mississippi paddlefish)
Lineage: Eukaryota; Metazoa; Chordata; Actinopteri; Acipenseriformes; Polyodontidae
Gene: adam9b
Exons: 22
Coding region: 104-2527 (807 amino acids)
Biological process (GO): proteolysis
Cellular component (GO): plasma membrane
Molecular function (GO): metalloendopeptidase activity
Source: RefSeq, a predicted model, not a curated record